AACUCCCUUGUAAAACGCGGGUUGAGGGCAAUCGUAAUCUGAGGUUAUUGUUUCUGGGACGCAUGCGUUAACGUUGCUGCCUCUUGUGUUUCCAUUGUUGUUCUCUGUUGUGUUCUCCAGCACCUUGAUGAUCAACAGAAUUUCAGUUUUAAUGCUCAAACAACGUUUCUUGUUAAUCUGAUGAACCAUGAUUUUUUAGCUACCAACUUGUCUGUAAGGUGCCAAAAAGGGUCAAGGCAUUGGAUUCGACAUCUUGGCCCUGGAAUUGAUUCGUUUUACCGGAAGAACAGUUUUUGGUAUCAUUAUUUAUUCUUGUGAUAUAUGGGGAUUUCCUCUGACAACGUAACUGGGCUUGUUCUGGCUGUCUCUUCCAGCGUUUUUAUUGGCUCUAGCUUUAUAAUUAAAAAGAUGGGGCUAAAAAAAGCUGGUGCCACUGGGAAAAGUGCAGCCUCUGGAGGGCAUGCAUACCUAUAUGAACCUUGGUGGUGGGUUGGAAUGAUCUCAAUGAUCGUUGGGGAAAUAGCCAAUUUUGCUGCAUAUGCAUUUGCUCCUGCUCUACUUGUAACUCCUCUAGGAGCUUUAAGCAUCAUUUUCAGUGCAGUACUAGCUCACUUUAUCUUAAAAGAGAGAUUGCACAUCUUUGGUGUGCUUGGAUGUGUUCUCUGUAUGGUGGGAUCUACAACUAUUGUUUUGCAUGCUCCGCAUGAAAGAAUUAUUCACUCUGUUAAGGAAGUGUGGCAUCUUGCUACCGAACCAGGUUUUAUUAUCUACAGUUGUGCAGUUGUGAUUCUGGUUGCUGUUCUCAUUUUCUAUUUUGUUCCACAGUAUGGGCAGACCCAUAUGAUCAUAUAUGUUGGAAUUUGUUCUCUCACAGGCUCACUUACGGUUAUGGCAGUGAAAGCAGUCGGAAUAGCUUUGAAGCUUACAUUUGAAGGCACAAAUCAAUUCACAUACUUCCAGACCUGGUUCUUUACAGUGGUUGUGAUAGGAUUUUGUCUUUUGCAGAUUAACUACUUGAACAAGGCUUUGGACACCUUUAACACAGCAGUUGUGUCACCAGUUUACUAUGUGAUGUUUACAUCACUUACAAUCUUUGCCAGCAUAAUCAUGUUUAAGGACUGGGACUCACAAAAUGCAUCACAAAUUGCUACUGAGUUAUGUGGCUUUGUCACAAUUUUAUCUGGGACCUUUCUCCUUCACAAAACUAAAGAGGAAGAGAGAAUGAAUUGCAGGAGGCUAGAAUGGAAGAAGAGGGUUGACGAGAUGCUAAAUCAGCACCGAGCAGAAAUGGGCCAGAUGCAGACUCGUAUUUCUCAUGAGCAACAAAAUCUUACCAGCCAAUUGCUUGGUAUAUUCUCACAGUGGACUGCUCAACCUGCUGGCCUAUCUGAUCAUACUAGUGCUAGCAACCAUUAUAUUUCACAAAUGAUGCAAAAUUUGCAUCAUGUAAAUGGUAUUGUUCAUGGAGAUACUAGGGUUGAGGGGGAUAAUCAUGAAGAUCAAUUCAUUGUUGAUGGGUGAUGUAUCUCUGCCAUUUUGUGCGUUUAUACUGGGGUGUCCAGGAACUUUCUGUUACAAGAAGUGGCGUAAAGUGCACAUAACUGUUGAAUGCAUUCUUAACUGUACUCUCUUCAAUUAGGUAUGAUUGUAUACUGUGUCUAGUUUUUAAUAAUUUUAUGCAACUAAUCUAUAUAAAUAAUGCAUUUUGUUCCUUGUUUUCAUCUGAACUGAAAUAUGAAACUGUGAGUGUAAAGGUCCCAUUUUUUGUCCAAUACAUUUUUUUAAUGCUUCUAUUCAAACUAUCUAUUAAGUGAAUCCUCUAAUAUGUACGUACAUUCAAAAAGGAAUUUUUUGUUUGUUCUUUAAUGUGCAAUCCAUCUCAUUGUUAUGCUAA
Gastrolobium bilobum is the source of this 1894-nucleotide messenger RNA. RefSeq names its product probable magnesium transporter NIPA2. The transcript is spliced from 10 exons. Gene Ontology annotation, molecular function: magnesium ion transmembrane transporter activity. Gene Ontology annotation, cellular component: membrane. Bases 322 to 1521 code for a protein of 399 amino acids. The record is from RefSeq and is a predicted model, not a curated record. NCBI's taxonomy places the organism in Eukaryota, Viridiplantae, Streptophyta, Magnoliopsida, Fabales, Fabaceae. Gene Ontology annotation, biological process: magnesium ion transport.